Messenger RNA from Oxyura jamaicensis (ruddy duck), 2093 nucleotides. It is a transcript of the gene DYDC1, whose product is annotated as DPY30 domain containing 1. Bases 272 to 769 code for a protein of 165 amino acids. The transcript has 6 exons. Gene Ontology annotation, cellular component: Set1C/COMPASS complex. NCBI's taxonomy places the organism in Eukaryota, Metazoa, Chordata, Aves, Anseriformes, Anatidae. The record is from RefSeq and is a predicted model, not a curated record.
CAGCGGUGUUACGAAACAAACCCUGUUUGCUCCCAGGAUCAGCUUAAGAGCUCGUUUUACAACGUCAGAGUGCCCCCUUGGGGCGAGCAGUACUGCAUGACCAGCAGCUACCGCCGGCAGCACCAUGAAGAGCCGAUACAGCGACGUCUCCGCUCUGCCCCCCGGCUGACCCGAGCACCCGCGGCUGAGGAGAAGCGGUGUGCCGCGCGGCGGGGGCUACCUGCACGUUGGGCCGGUUCCUUUUGGUCGCUCCCUCGAAGGCCAGGUCUGAAUGGAGUCUCAAUAUCUGAAGCGAUGCCUGGGAAGUUGCCUGAAAAAGGGACUGGCAGAGGUUGUAGAGCAUCGGCCAGCAGACCCAAUAGAGUACCUGGCACAUUGGAUUUAUAAUUACAAGAGGAUCUUAGAUGAAGAGAAAAAGAGAAUGUUGGAGAGGAUUGAGCUGGAAAAACAACAGGAGGCAGCCCUGGAAGAACUUGAAAUGUUAAGAAAAAUGAAGGAGGAAGAACUAAUGAUUCAGCAGAAACUCGAAGAACAACGUCAGAGGCAGUUGGAAGAAGAACGUGUGAAUCUGGAACUGCAGAAUGAAGAAGACGAGAUGCAGUUGCAGCAGAAGGAUCAAGAGGAAAGUGAAAAGACGAUUGCUGAACUUACAGAUAGACCUGGGGCACCUAAUUUGACCACAGUUGAGGAGCUAGACGAGAGUGGACAGCUUGAGACUGCAACAGAAGUCAUGGCAGAAUCAGAACAAGAAAAUUCCCAACCGAUCUGAAAGCAGUAAAUAUAUUUUCUAUUCAUUGCUUGCUGAUCAACUUCAUAUUCAUUGAUUGCUGAAGGGCAAUGCCUUAAUUUAUGUAUUUUAUAUAUAGAACUGAUUUGCAUACCUGUUAUUUCAGUUUUCUUACUUUCUGGGUGUAUGAAGUCUGUUAGUGCUGGCAUGCUAUGCUGCCCUUUUGCUCUUAAACCAGAGUAGCUGGCAUGGAUGACAUGAAGGAAUAAAACUGGAGUUGUGAUGAAAAUAGUAAAUAUAUUUUUUACUUAUUGCUCACUGAUUCUUAAGAGUAACAACUUAAUAUGCAUGUGGAUUUUAUAGAUAUAAUUCAUGUAUCAAGGUUGUUAUGGAGUAGGGGCAACAAUACGAUAACUUGAAUCAAUAGUAAAAAAAAGCAAAAGAUCAAAAAGACUUUACAAGAAUUUGAAAGGUUUCUGAUAUUAAGAAAGCAUGAGAUAUAUAUAUCAGGAGAUGGAGAGAGAAUUGUAUACAACAAACUAAAUGCAAAAAUUUAGUCAGAAGCUUUUUGCCAUCUAGAAGUAACCUUCUCACUCAGUAGACAGGUGUACUAAAAGACCUUCUGUGUCUAACAUAGAAGUCAUGAGGUACUUUUUGUAACUCUAGGUGUUUGCUCUGGAGUUUAGAUAAACUUUUCUGGUUAUUGUGUGAUAUUAGAUGAGCUACAACUGUCUGCAUGUCCGUUUUGGUUAAUCGGGUCUUAAAAUAAUCUUCUGCAUUUGUCUUGAAUUUGCAAGUCAAUAAACUAUGUCUGUGUUGAUUAUCUUUGCUAAAUACCAUUAUUGUUUUUCAAGGCUUCACAUCUAAAAUUUUGGAAGAAUAUUUAAUAUUUUCCAUAUCUAUUUAAAAAUCAGUUUUAUAUCCCUUAAAGAUUGCAUUAAUUCUUAUCAUAAUUUUCUGUAAUCACUGAUAUCUUGGUACAGGUCGUAAAGAAUGUUUCAUUCAUUAUAAAUGGAAAAGACACCAGCCUUGAGAAAUCCUCUGCUUCUUGGUUGAAAAGUGUUUUCACAUCUCAGUGUCUUCUAAUAACAUGAGUUACUGGACAAUUAACAUUAGGAUAUUGCCAAUAUUAUAUGAUGGGAUACUCUUCAUUACGAAUUCAGUGCACAGUUAAUAUAUUUGCCAUUCUUCAAGUGUGGGAUGAAAGAAUUUUUUGGGGGUAGUUUCACUUUAAAUCAUUUAUAUUAUAGCUGGCUUUAAGAUAUUUCUCUUUGGUAAAAUGUUAAAAAUAGGAACACCCAAUAGGCAAAGGUCAAUCAUGUAAUAAAUAAGGUCAAUCAUGUAAUAAAUAUUUUUCUGCUCUAAA